UAAAACAUAUGGUCACCCUACACUUACGAUUUCUAAAAUUCGUAUUUUUCCAGUAGGAUGGUGGAGAAAAUUCCGUCUCUUGCCACGGCUUUACUCCUGGGUUGGGUAGCAUGGUGUACAUGAUAUAGUCAGGAAAUUCACAGUGCAAGCAACACUAUCAAGAAAAGAUGCCCAAAUCAUCAUCCGAAGUGGAAAAGGGCACGGUGAUUCUUCAUCAAUUUGAAAGGGCUCGGACUUGUCCCAGUCCGUCUCCAUAUCCGAUCAAACUUGAGACCUUUCUCCGCAUGGCCAAAAUCAAGUAUGUGAACGAUUUCAAGACUCCCAUGAGCCCCAAAGGAAAAUGCCCUUGGAUCGCUUUGGACGGAACAGAUGUAGCAGACUCUCAAUUGGCCAUGGAACAUCUCAAGGACCAUUUCCAGCUAGACCUGUCUGCUCAUUUGAGUCCAGAAGAAAAGGCCAUUAAUCGAGGAAUGCGUUCCAUCUUGGAGGACCAUCUAUAUUUCACUACAGUCAUGGAGAGAUGGGUGUUCCACAAGGGGAAGUUCGCCAGGGAGAUUAUGGCCCCUCUUCCGGCGCCCAAGUUUCUUCAAGGAUUGAUUAUCUCGAGUGUGUGUAGGAAUCUGAAGAAGCAAUGUGUUGCCCAAGGAUUGGGUCGUCAUACUCAAGCAGAAUUGGAGAAAAUGACUUUAGAGGAUGUGAAGUGUCUGUCUGACUAUUUGGGAGAUAAACCCUAUCUCAUGGGAGACAAACCAACCGAGAUUGAUUGCGUCUUAUUCGGAUUCACGUGCAUGGCGAUUUAUGCCACACCAGAACAUUCAAGUUAUCAUAAGUGCUUGAUGGAGGAUUUCCAAAAUUUAAAGCUCCACAAUGAUCGCAUAAAAUCCGAGUUUUGGCCGGAUUGGGACGAAUGUAAAUGGAUUGAAAAAAUGAGUUGAAGAAUUGCAUACAAGACACGAAAACUAAAUAAGUUUCCAAUGUUACUUGAGCUUGUUUUUUUUUAAUUCUUGGAGAUCAUCAAACAACAUUUUCAUUUGGUAUGCAUUUAUGUGCCAAGUGUUUGGGACAUGUGGUCUACAUUAUUUAUAACGUAUUCGUAUGUUGCUCAUGUUGUAUAUAUAUAGCAACAAAAUUA
Molecule: messenger RNA, 1132 nt
Organism: Tigriopus californicus
Lineage: Eukaryota; Metazoa; Arthropoda; Copepoda; Harpacticoida; Harpacticidae
Product: failed axon connections homolog
Exons: 2
Coding region: 168-935 (255 amino acids)
Cellular component (GO): cytoplasm
Source: RefSeq, a predicted model, not a curated record